Prunus armeniaca (apricot) is the source of this 675-nucleotide messenger RNA. NCBI's taxonomy places the organism in Eukaryota, Viridiplantae, Streptophyta, Magnoliopsida, Rosales, Rosaceae. The record is from the annotation of a GenBank genome assembly.
AUGCGGGGGUUCGUAUAUUCAUCCGAUUCUGAUGACAAUAUUGGCACAAGCCGCGACGGGGCAAAGCUCUUUGGACGUGAAAGGUCAAUUCAUCAUGUUCUUGGAGGUGGAAAAGUUGCGGAUGUGUUAUUGUGGAGGAACAGAAAUGUAUCAGCUGCGCUUUUGAUUGGGAUGACGGUAAUAUGGUUUCUUUUCGAGGUAGUCGAGUACAAUUUUGUGACCCUCGUCUGCCACCUCUCCAUCACCACAUUGCUCGUAAUCUUCAUAUGGCGCACGGCUGCAGAAUUGUUCAGAUUGACACCUCCUACCAUACCUGGUAUAAUAUUACAUGAAUCCACAUUCAAAGAGAUGGCUUCCAUAGUCCACAAAAGAUGCAACCAAUUCUUGUCAAAGCUUCUUGACAGUGCAUGUGGAAGAGACCUACCAUUCUUCUUCUUGGCAAUUAUUUCUCUCUAUAUUUUGUCUGUGAUUGGAACCUAUUUCAGCUUUCUGAAUCUUGUUUACUUGGGGUUCCUCGGCCUGGAAACACUGCCAUUUCUGUAUGAGCGAUUUGAGGAGGACGUUGAUCGCCUAGCUGGAAAAGUUAGCAGAGAGAUAAAGAGAUCGUACAGAAAGUUUGAUUCUCAGUUUCUCAACAAAAUUCCAAGAGGCCCAGUGAAAGAGAAAACCAGAUGA